GGCCACACGCUCGUCUCGGGCGCGCGCGCGCAGCCGCUGCUGCGGAGGUACAUGGCGCCGUGCGACGCGGGGGGCGGGCUGGCCGGCUUCCUGACGGCGGUGGUUGUCUUUGUGCGCGACCGGCGCGGCAUCCUGCUCGACGUGUCGAUGGUGGUGACGCGCGAGGCGCUCAACAUCAUCGACGUGCACUCGGAGACGCUCACGCCGGGCGGCGAGGCGGCGUUCCAGUUCACGGUGCAGGUGGCGGACAGCGCGAUGCUGCAGCGGCUCGUCUCCAAGGUGGAGCGGGUGGAGGGCGCCGUCAAGGUGGUGCGAGGAGGGAUGGAGGAGCUGAUGCGCCGCGAGUCACCCGCCGGGUUCUGGGCCAACUGCGCGCUGCCGGUGGCGGAGGAGGGGCCGCCGCUCGCGGAGCCGUUGCCUGGCGGCGCGGAGCCGCCGCCGCCGAGCCCGUACCCCAUCGCCCCGCCAUCCCCUGACCAGCCUAUGUGAGGCGCCUCGCGUGCGCUUGUACCAUCUGUGCCUUCCAUCUCCCGUGUGACGCGGCGUGCGGGUCUCCGGCGCCGCGGUACCGUGAGGGGGCUCAGUCCCCCGUUAUAGGCAGGGGAGUCGUACACUUUUCUACUCUAGGGCCCUGCGACGCUCGUCAUCACAGCACUUCCCGACGAGAUGGGAGACGGUCACCGUCUCCGCCUCUCACUCAGCCUCACAUCAAUGUUCAAUCGAGUAAGCAGUACGUCAGGGUAACAAUAUCACACUCUAUACACCC
This is a messenger RNA of Emiliania huxleyi CCMP1516, 766 nucleotides long. RefSeq lists its product as hypothetical. The coding region runs from base 52 to 489 and encodes 145 amino acids. The record is from RefSeq and is a predicted model, not a curated record. NCBI's taxonomy places the organism in Eukaryota, Haptophyta, Isochrysidales, Noelaerhabdaceae. The transcript has a single exon.